AUGUCUUGUGUCGAUCAUUUUCCAAAAGCACAAAUAGGUCAAUGUCACAUUUAUUCAUAUCUAUAUGAAUUAGAACAUUAUGGUACUAAAGCAAAUAAUUUUCCAGGUGGAAUAUUUAAAUGUGUUCGUAAGAUAUUAUUAUUUGAUGAACGAUCAUUUGAACAUGAAUUUUUUCUUCGUACUUCUCAAUCAUUUCCAAUGUUAAAGAAUGAACUAUAG
Rotaria sp. Silwood1 is the source of this 219-nucleotide messenger RNA. The record is from the annotation of a GenBank genome assembly. NCBI's taxonomy places the organism in Eukaryota, Metazoa, Rotifera, Eurotatoria, Philodinida, Philodinidae.